GACCGUUGGCUUCCGCUUCCGGCCGUGCUGAGUGCGGCGCCGGGCUCCGUCAUGGCCGCCGGUUGUAGCGAUCCGCGGGCCGGGGACGUGGAGGAGGAUGCCUCCCAGCUCAUCUUUCCCAAAGAGUUUGAAACAGCCGAGACACUGCUAAAUUCUGAAGUCCACAUGCUUCUGGAGCAUCGGAAGCAGCAGAACGAGAGUGCGGAGGACGAGCAGGAGCUCUCCGAGGUCUUUAUAAAGACGCUCAACUACACAGCCCGCUUCAGCCGCUUCAAAAACAGAGAGACCAUCGCCAGCGUCCGUAGCUUGUUGCUCCAGAAAAAGCUUCAUAAAUUUGAGUUAGCGUGUUUGGCCAACCUUUGCCCAGAGACUGCUGAGGAGUCCAAGGCUCUGAUCCCAAGCCUGGAGGGGCGAUUUGAGGAUGAGGAGCUACAGCAGAUCCUCGAUGACAUUCAGACCAAGCGCAGCUUCCAGUACUGAUCUUCAGGCAUCUCUGUGCCGCCGUGGGAGCCGUAAGCCCAAGGACAGCACCAGCAAUGUUCGGACUCAUUUGCACAGAAACUUUUGGCUAGAAAACCACAGCCGGCUCUUGAUUUAGGUUGCUGUUUCUAACCUGAGUGAUGGACAGCCAUGUCCUGGUAACUGUGGGGAGGAUUGAGGCCUCCUGAACUUACUUCUCGGAAAGGCUGGUGGUGUGAUGUGCAAUGAAGCUACACACGUCAUUCAUUGUCUUCUCCCCUAGUUUGUGGUCCCUCUGUUAUUUUUAUGUAACAGGUGUAGAAACAGAUCUCAUCUACGUGCAAAAGAAAAAUCAGUAGAAGUA
Molecule: messenger RNA, 823 nt
Organism: Erinaceus europaeus (western European hedgehog)
Lineage: Eukaryota; Metazoa; Chordata; Mammalia; Eulipotyphla; Erinaceidae
Gene: POLR2D
Product: RNA polymerase II subunit D
Exons: 4
Coding region: 52-480 (142 amino acids)
Biological process (GO): mRNA export from nucleus in response to heat stress; positive regulation of translational initiation; transcription initiation at RNA polymerase II promoter
Cellular component (GO): RNA polymerase II, core complex; P-body
Molecular function (GO): translation initiation factor binding; nucleotide binding
Source: RefSeq, a predicted model, not a curated record